This is a messenger RNA of Trypanosoma rangeli, 4272 nucleotides long. Its product is annotated as clathrin heavy chain 1. Gene Ontology annotation, molecular function: structural molecule activity; clathrin light chain binding. Gene Ontology annotation, biological process: intracellular protein transport; receptor-mediated endocytosis. Lineage: Eukaryota; Euglenozoa; Kinetoplastea; Trypanosomatida; Trypanosomatidae. Bases 1 to 4272 code for a protein of 1423 amino acids. The transcript has a single exon. The record is from RefSeq and is a predicted model, not a curated record. Gene Ontology annotation, cellular component: clathrin complex; clathrin coat of coated pit; clathrin coat of trans-Golgi network vesicle.
AUGACAAGUCGCGGCACUGCCAUCCUGAUGGACAUCUUUACCGGAAUUAUCAUUAAAUCCCAACAGGUAACUCCUAGCAUUGUCUUUUGUGGAACACCAUACGGAAAAACAGGAGGACUGCUAUGUGUUAACAAUCAAGGUUCCGUGUUUCAUGUCUCUCCGAAUGACAACGGAAUCAUUCCAUUCGUUAAGGAGCAAAUGCGAAACCCCGACCUCGCUGUGCGCAUCGCCACUUCCGCCAACUUGGGGGGCGUGGAUGACCUCUACCACAUGCAGUUAGACAACAGUCUCCGUGCAGGUAACGUAGAAGAGGCUGUUCGUGCCUGUUUGCGUGCCCCUAACAAUGCUUUACGUAUCCCAGAAGUCCUCAAUCGUUUUGUGCACCUUCCUCAGUCACCAGGACAACCACCAGCCAUAUCUACAUACUUCAAGAUGAUACUUGCGGAGACGACACUGAACGCACACGAAUCGAUUGAGCUUGCACGUGUGGUUGUGCCCAAAGGUGGGUCUGCAUACAUCAGGCAACAGUACGAGGCCAACAAGCUAACAGCUAGCGAGGCGCUUGCUGAUGUUCUGGCGCAGGUAGAACCAGACUUGGCGAUGAAGAUGUACCACAAGGCUGAGGCUCACGCAAAGGUUGUGAACCUCCUGCUUCAACGCAAUGAAACCCAAAAAGCGGUGGAGUAUUGUAAACGGGCGGGAUUUUCACCGGAUUGGCGUGUCAUUUUGAAUAAUUUCAUUCGUGUCAACCCAAAGAAUGCCAUCAGCUUGGCAUUGAUGCUUCAUCGUGAUUUGGGUGACACUCCGGUACUAGACCCAAACGAAGUGGUGGAUAUGUUUGUGACGGCUCAGCAACUGCAACAGGCGACGGAGUUUCUUCUUGAGGUUCUGCGAGGGAAAAGUGAUGAGUCAACCAAGGAUCUUCAAACGAAGCUGCUGGAAAUAAACUUAAAACAUUCCCACCCUUCCGUCUCGGAGAAGAUAUUUGCGCGUGGUGUUUGCCUUCAUUACGAUGGAAUGAGGUUGGCUCCUCUGUGUGAGCGGGCGGGACUGCCGCAGCGUGCCAUUGAGUGCUACGUCACGGCGCAGAAUCAGGACCCCGACCUUGACAAUCUCUCUAACAUACGCCGUUGCCUCUCCCAUGCCCAAAGUUUCAAUUCAGAAUGGCUGUUGGAAUUUUUUGGAAAACUCAGUCAGUCCGAUAGCAUGAAAUGCUUAGAGGACCUGCUGCAGAAUCACCGUGAGAACUUUAAAGUUAUUGUACAGAUUGCCACCAAGUACAAUGAUGCGCUUGGAGCUGACAAGCUUAUCGAGCUUUUUCUUGAGCACAAACUGUAUGCUGUUCUUUACUAUUAUCUUGGCGCCAUUGUACCCUACACACGAGAUUCGGAAGUGCAUUUCCGCUACAUAGAGGCGGCGGCGGAGGUGGGUCAGACGCAGGAACUGGAACGAAUGACGCGGGAAAGCCCAUGCUACGACCCUGAACGAACCAAAAAUUACCUGAAGAAUAAAAAAUUAACUGACCUUUGGCCACUCAUCAAUGUAUGUGAUCAGCAUGGCUACGUUGAUGAAAUGGUGCGUUACUUGGUUGAUACUGACAACGAGGUGCUUAUUGAACAGUACUUGCAGCGUCGAAGUCCAGGGAAGACACCGGAGGUGGUGGCGGCCCUCAUUGACUGCAAUGUUCGAGAAGAGUUUAUCAAAAACAUUCUCAAUGCUGUGGGCACUAUGUGUCCUAUUUCCGAGUUGGUGCAGGCUGUGGAAGAAAGGGGUCGCCUGCGUCUUAUUCAAGGGUGGCUGGAGGCCCGUUUGUCGGAAAAGAAGACGGAUCCGGCCCUUCACAAUGCUCUGGGAAAGUUAUACGUGGAUACAGACAAUAGCGCGGAAAAAUUCUUGAUGGAAAAUGCCUACUAUGAACCAUUAGUCCUCGGGCAGUACUGCGAGAACCGUGACACGAACCUUGCCUACAUUGCCUACCGCAAGGGGCACUUAAGUCAGGAGCUGGUGCAGUUAACCAUGAAGAAUGGCAUGUGGAAGCAACUUGCUCGCUACCUUGUACACGAGAAAAAUCUUGAGCUUUGGGCGUCAACUCUGCAAAAUGAUACAAAGGAUCGUGAUCGCCUUGUGGAAGCUGUGCAACAAACCGCCCUGCCGGAGUCGGAAGUGGAUGAGGAGGUCAGUACCACCGUUAGGGCGUUUAUGAAUGCAGGGAUGACACAGGAGCUGGCGUCGAUACUAGAGCAAAUUGUGGUGCGAGGUCGUUUUAGGAAAAACCGUUUCCUAGAGAAUCUUCUUAUCAUGACCGCCAUUCGUUCCCGCAAGGAUAAGGUGAUGGAGUAUGUCCUGACACUAGAGAAUUACGACGCCAAGGAAGUUGCCAGCAUCGCUACCAAUGCGGAGAUGCCUGAAGUGGCAUUUGCGGUGUAUGACAAGAAUGAUAUGAAGAAGGAAGCGGCUACGGUGUUGUUGCGAGAUCUGAAAGAUGUUUCACGUGGUCGCUCCUACGCUCAAAAGUGUGAGCAUCCUGCCGUGUGGUCCGUUCUUGGGGAGUAUUUGCUUGCUGCAGAUGAGGUACAUGAAGCAAUAGAUGUACUUAUUCGAGCAAAGAAUCCGAACUUUGUGGAUGAAGUUACUGCAGCGGCGGAUCGUAACAAUGAGUUUGGUGACCUUAUCAAAUACCUCACCAUGGCACGCGGAGAAUCUUCUACACAGGACAACAAGAUCGAUACCGCGUUGGUGCUUACAUAUGCCAAGACAGGUCGUCUUACAGAGUUGGAAGAGUUUUUAAAGGAGACUCACAAUGUGCAGGUUCAGCAAGUGGCAGAUAGAUGCUUUGAUGAUGGAUUGUACGACUCGGCACGGGUGUUGUACACCUUGGUGUCUAACUUCCCCAAACUGGCGGUAACACUAGUGAGGAUGAAAAAUCUAUCAGCAGCCGUAGAUGCUGCACAAAAGGCAAAAUCACGGAAAACAUGGACGGUUGUGAAUAUUGCCUGUAUUGAGGCUAAUGAGAUUAAAUUGGCCAACCUAUGUGCUGUUCCUCUUGUACUAGAAGCCGAAAUGUUGCAGGGCGUCGUGGAUCGCUAUGAAAGCCAUGGUCUGUGGGAGGAAUUGCUCUCUGUGCUUAAGACGGCAUCUGUUAUACCAGGGGCCCAUAUGGGUAUCUUUACAGGGAUGGGGCUUAUUUUGGCCAAAUACAAGCCCGAAAAGCUACUGGAGCACGUGAAUAUGCACGCCAAGAAGAUUAACACUCAUAAAAUGAUUGCCGCAUGUGAACAGUAUCAUCUGUGGUUGGUGCUUCGAGUGUUGCACAUCAACAAUGAGGAUUGGCUUGCCGCCGCGACAACGAUGAUGCAACAUUACGUCGAUGCCUGGGAUCAUGACAUUUACAAGAGUGUGGUGAACCACUUGGGAUCCAGUGAUGUUGUGUACAACUCCAUCGCAUUCUACAUUCAAACCAACCCACAGCUUCUUAACGACUUCCUCGCCAGCAUGUUUAAGACGUUGGACCCAGAGCGUGUCUUGCUGGAGGUGCAGAAGAUAGCCCCUGUGCAUUUUAUUCGUCAAUAUCUGGAGUCUGCCCAAGAGCGCAACUGUAGACGGGUUAAUGAGGCACUUAACAAACUCUACAUGGAUGAAGAGGACUUUGUUGCCCUACGCAACUCGGUAGAGCGUUUCGAUAACUUUGACUCCGUCGAAUUGAGCGCUCAGCUGGAAAAGAUGGAACUUUUUGAGUUCCGCAAGAUUGCGCUCUUUCUGCAUCGACGCAACAAGCGCUACGCGCAUGCCAUUGCGGUAGCGAAGGAGAACAAACUCUUUCAGGACGCCAUUGAAACUUCCGCCGAGAGUGCUAACCCGCAGAUUGUAGAGGACCUUCUGGACUUCUUUAUUGUGGAUCACCCAGAGUGCUUUGUCUCAUGCCUCUACACGUGUUACGAUUACAUCACGCCUCAGUCUGUGAUGGAAAAGGCAUGGCUCAACAAGCGCACAGACCUCGCUAUGCCGUACUUUAUUCAAGUCAUACAGGACUACACAACCAAAUUGUUGCGAUUGGAGAAGUCCAUGACGGACGCCCAACAAUCAGCGAAGGAAGCGGCAAGGCGGCCAGGGUCCUUACAUGCGGCUGCAAAUGACCCUCUUAUGAUUCAAGCAGGGCCAGCAAACCUAAUGGGCGGGGCCGUGCCGAUGCCUAUACAAAAGCCGAUGAUGGGGAGUACGCUGCAGGGCGAUUACGGUCUCCCACAGCAGUUCGGCGAACGAAGGUCUUUCUGA